This is a messenger RNA of Caenorhabditis briggsae, 1143 nucleotides long. Gene Ontology annotation, molecular function: zinc ion binding; sequence-specific DNA binding; DNA-binding transcription factor activity. Bases 1 to 1143 code for a protein of 380 amino acids. The transcript is spliced from 6 exons. Gene Ontology annotation, biological process: regulation of DNA-templated transcription. The record is from RefSeq and is a predicted model, not a curated record. NCBI's taxonomy places the organism in Eukaryota, Metazoa, Nematoda, Chromadorea, Rhabditida, Rhabditidae.
AUGACGAUUCUCAACUACUACUAUCUUGUUAUGUCAUCAGAUGAGCCAUCCACGUCUUCUACAGUAACCCAAAAAGAUAACACAGUACCCCUUUGUACUGUAUGUGGUGACGUAGCGAAUGGUAAAAGAUACGGUACAUGGGCAUGUCUAGGGUGUAUCGUGUUCUUUCGGAGGACCGUUUUGAGGAAAAUGAAGUAUAAAUGUCAAAGAGAGGAAAGAUGUGAGGUUACUGUAGCCAUUCAAAUCCGUGACGUCAUCGGACCUCGAAAACCAAAAAGUGGAAGUACAGUAAGCCAAAAUCGCUCAUCCGCCUCCCCGCUGACUCCAUUGCUACCAUCUAAUCCCUCGACGCCUUCAGAAUUCUUUCCUCCAACUCAUACGGAGAAUUUGGACCAAAAUUUGGACCUAAACGUUUUUGUGGACCUUCAAAAAGAUCAAUGGGAAAAUCAUAAAAACCAUGUGGAAGAGGAGGAAAAAUUUUCAGAUGGAUGUGUUUUUAUGAAGAAUACCUAUCAUCGUCGUGCCACGUCGUCAGAUAUCAACUUAUCACUAAAAUUAGCUAUCCAAGAUUCAAAUUCCUUUGCUUCUCAAUUCCAAUUUUUUCGAGAGCUUUCCGAAGAAAAUCGGAUAAAAGUUUUAAGAGAAUUCUCAAUUGGAUUCAUGAUUUUGGACCAAGCCGUAAGAACUAAAAAUGAUGCAGAUCCGGGAUUUUGGAUUCUUCAAAAUGACAGUUUUUUGGGAUUACACCCAGAUUUCAAAUUUGAGGAAAUGGACGAAAAUUUGGAAAAUUUGGAGAAAGAAAAAUCUCAUUUUGAUUUUGUCACCCAGCUAAUUGACACAAUUAGCGAGCCAAUUAAGAAGUUGGAAAUUGAAGGUACAGAAAUUGCGAUUUUGAAAAUUUUGAUGUUCUUAACUUCUUCUUCCAAUAAUGAUAAUCAUCUUCGGAACCACUUUUUGCAACUCCUAAUGGAUCACUUGACCUCUAAAGAUGCUGAAAAUGGUCCUGAAAAAUUUGGAGAGAUAAUUUUGUUGAUUAGCUCAAUUAGAUGUACAAUUAAGAGUUUUUAUAAUUUAACGAAAAUUAGUGAUUUAUUUGAUGUUAGGAAUUUUGAGCAUUGUGUUAGAAAUGUUCUUGUUGAUUGA